AUGCCGCCAAACGAGGAGUCCUCUCAGGACGCCUUGGAUGCAGUGGAUUAUGACCCGGUCGACCAUCUCAAUGCCAUCUUCUCCCAUCCAUCCACUCUCUCCUCCGUUUCCCAGGUCACCAGCACCCUCCACGCCUACGAGGAUGAGUUGGACAACAAUAUCAGCGCUCUGGUCGAAGAGCAGGUCACUUCAAAUGCCGACAGUGUGGAACGUAUCCAGACAGCCAAGGCUGAUCUGUCAGAGCUAUUCAAGAAGAUCGACGACGUUCGUGAACGCGCGAUGAAGACCGAGCAGGCCAUCACGGAUAUGACGGCGGACAUUAAACAAUUGGACAACGCGAAAAAGAAUCUCACUCUGUCCAUGACAGCACUCAAACGUCUUCAGAUGCUCACCACUGCCUAUGACCAACUUCAAGCGCUGAGCCGGACGCGACAGUACCGAGAAUGCGCGCAGCUUCUCCAGGCGGUGAUCCAGCUGAUGGCCCAUUUCAAGUCAUACCGAUCGAUUGAUCAGAUCGCAAUCCUGAGUCGGAAUGUCGCGGACAUACAACGGGAUCUUCUAGAGCAAGUCUGUGAAGACUUUGAGAUUGCCUUUGCCAAAGGUGAAGUUGCUCAGAGGCGCGGGAUUCUCUCGGAGGCUUGUCUUGUCGUGGAUGCGCUAGGCGAGCACGCUCGAUCCCGACUGGUCACUUGGUACUGCAACACACAGCUUCGCGAGUACCGUCAGGUCUUCCGCAACAAUGAAGAAGCCGGGUCAUUGGACAAUAUUUCCCGCAGAUACUCCUGGUUCCGGCGCAUCCUGAAGAUCUACGAUGAGGAGAAUGCAGCCAUCUUCCCGGCUGCUUGGAGAGUGAAUGAAAUCCUGGCUAAUGUCUUUUGUGAAGGUACUCGUGAUGAUUUCAAGGGCAUUUUGUCUCGGUCAGUACGCAGUGGACAGACAAUUGACGUCAAUCUAUUGCUUUCUUGUUUGCAAGAAACACUUGAGUUCGAACAUUCACUCGAAAGCCGAUUCGCGCCUUCGCGCCCAUCUACGGACACAUUUACCUCCUCAAGCGAGAACCCCGUGUUCAGCCAGUCUAUCUCCGAGGCUUUCGAGCCUUAUUUGAGCGUCUGGGUGGAUGCACAAGACAAGCAGCUUGCCGCGUUGUUACCCAAGUACCGCCAGCAGCCUCUACGGCCCCUUGACGAGGAAUUCAACUCACACAUAGUGAUCUCUUCUUCAACUGAGCUUUUUGCCUUUUAUCGUCAUGCUCUGCAACAAUGCGCCAAACUCUCGACUGGUGGGAGUCUGGCCGAAUUGGCCAAGGUGUUUGCUAAGUACUUGGACCAGUACGCACAGCAGGUCCUCCUCAACUAUAUCAGUGAACGACCCAGCAGUCACACCCCCUCGAAGGUGCCAACCAUUGAGGAUUUUGUCUCCGUUCUCAAUACCGCUGAUUAUUGCUACACCACGUGUACUCAGUUGGAAGAAAAGAUCAAAGGUCGCUUGGAUGAGUCUCUCAAGCAGUCAGUGGAUCUCCAGAGUCAGGCAGAUUCUUUCAUGGGCAUUGCUUCUGCGGCUGUCCGAGGUCUGGUUCGGCAGGUUGAGGUUGAAUUAGAACCGAGUUGGCGAGAAAUGCGCAACACGCCCUGGAGCAAAAUUGAGGCUGUCAGUGACCAGAGCUCGUAUGUGGGCGAGCUUUUGUCGCGCACUAAAACAAAGGCCUCCGAGAUCCUGCAACUGCUGCAUAAGCAACAGUAUGCGCGAGCCUUCUCCGAUCACCUGGUUGAGUUGAUGUCAAGUUUAUUCAUCAGCAACGUCUUCCAGUGCAAGCCUGUUUCGGAGACAGGCGCUGAGCAAAUGCUUCUCGAUUCAUACACUCUUAAGAGUGGCCUUUCAUCCCUCCUCCCGGCCCCUGCCCCAGCUGGCUUCGUAAAGCGCGUCAACACCAGCUUCUUCAAGGUCGAAACUCUCCUCAAAACGCUACAAGUCCGGCCAUCGCCCCCCGAGGCGUUGGUGCAGGCAUACCUCAUCCACAUUGCGGACCGAAACAACAACAACUUCCGCAAAAUUCUCGACCUCAAAGGCAUUCGCAGCCGACAAGAGCAGAACCAUCUCGUCGAGCUCUUCCAGCUACAUCGUGCAUCCGAUCGAUACGCAUCCAAUCUCCAGCAGAGCAAUCCGAUCCUUACUGCCCUUCAAGCACCUGCUGCUGCUACCACCACAGGGUCAGUCUCGCAGGGCCUGGGCCUUAGCGGUGCUGGAUCGAUGCCUUCGCGUUUCGAUGCCUCCAUGCUCGGCUCUGCCAUCAUGUCCGCAGCCAAGGACGGUGUUGACCGCUUCGGAAAUCCUAGUCUUAGCGCACUGGGUGCUUCCGGUGUUCCUGGCAUUACAGGCACGCCCCCGCCCGGCUCUGGUUUCGGAGGUACAUCCGGGACGCCUUCUCCUGCGACGACUACUUCUGCCCAACAAAUUGGCCAUGCUCAUACUCCCUCGGAAUCGACUGCUGCUGCUAAUCUUAACGAGAACUUGAAGAACAUUGGGAAGUUCUUCCGCCGUGACCUGGGUAGCUUUGGGAGUCGGUUUGGUCGGGGCGCUGAUGAUGCAGCGUAA
Molecule: messenger RNA, 2592 nt
Organism: Penicillium daleae
Lineage: Eukaryota; Fungi; Ascomycota; Eurotiomycetes; Eurotiales; Aspergillaceae
Product: putative GARP complex subunit Vps53
Exons: 3
Coding region: 1-2592 (863 amino acids)
Biological process (GO): retrograde transport, endosome to Golgi
Cellular component (GO): GARP complex
Source: RefSeq, a predicted model, not a curated record